UCAGCAAAAACCUUUAUUUCAUUCAAAAAAUUUUGAAUUCCAAACAAAUCUUUCGAAAAUGCCACCCCGAGUCUAGUCUUGUUAAAAGUACUAAGUAUGAAGCAGAGCGUAAGCAGGAACUGUUAAAUGGCUUAUAUGGAAUAAGUAAAAUGUGUGAAAAUAACCAGAACCCACAAACUAGAAUUUUCUUCAUUGGUCAGACCAAGUCUUCAACUGUAGAAAAGUCUUUCGGCAGCUCCAUUAAUUUACCUGAAGCUAAAUCGAGUUAUAUGGUCUCAACUACUAUAAGUACACAAUGUCAAAAGAGUUAUAACCAAGAAACUAAAUGUACCAUUUGUGAAAAGACCAAAUCUUCAACUGCAGACAAUGUUAAUGGUGCCUCAGUAAUUGCAGACGAAGGCAAAUCGAGUUGCAUGGUCGCUACUACUGAGGGUAAAAACUGUGAAAAGAUUGUCACCUUGAAGGAUGUGCCAAUAUCCACCUCUGUAAACAAGGCUUCCUUUGGUUUAGUAAUGUCACGUGGGGAGAGUUGCAUUGUCAGCACCGCAUCUAUAAUGAAACCUGAAGCAUUCUCUGCGAGAUAUACAUCAUAUAUCAAUGCAGUCAGCACAUCCUGCCGAUUGGGCUUAAGUGAAUUGACAAGAAUGGUUAAGGUUCCUGUUCAAAUUGGUUACAUGCGCACAAGAAAUUUUCUAUUCCGGAUGGAAAACUAUUAUCGGAAUUUGGUGAACAUGAUAGUUCAUGAAACAGAAAAUUAUGUGUUUGACUUAAUUGCCGAAAUUGAUGAGUAACUUUAAGACUGCUGACUUGAUAAGCUAAAUUUUGGUUCGAUGCUCUGGAUACCGAGACAUACUGGCGUACGCGAAAACAAAUAUCAAGACAAACCAGCCAGAAAGGAAGCAAUCAAAUCACACGGAUGAUGGGGCCGGAACCUUUCUGUGAAUCAGAACACAGUAUCCUUCUUUCUCUCAUAAAAAUAAAGGUGCACCAGAAAAAGGAAGAUUACUGGGAUAAUAUACCAGGAUUAACACAAUUCAAAUUAACAAUAAUAGAAAUCAGAAUGGUAUGGACCUAAUUAAAAGAAAUACUUAGAAUCUUUACAGGAAUAUUAACAGGACACUAUGAACUAAAAUACCACCAUACGAGACUGGGAAUGCAAAUUGUAGAUGUUGCAAAGAGAAUGAAGAGUCAGCUACAUAUGUGCUGUUAAAAUGUUUUACAUUCGGAUAGACUCCUGGGAACGUAUACCCUUACGAAAUAGGCAAUAAAACUUUGUAGAGUAGGUUCUGUACUACUUUUUAUUGACGCAACAGGACUUAGAGACGUACUCCAAACCAAGAAGGGGUCACAAUAGACGCUAUGGUCGCAGUACCAUAUCCCAUAGCAGUAAUAAUAAUACAUAUUUAUUACAUAUUAAUAAUAUUUCUAA
Messenger RNA from Teleopsis dalmanni, 1429 nucleotides. RefSeq lists its product as uncharacterized. Bases 150 to 791 code for a protein of 213 amino acids. The record is from RefSeq and is a predicted model, not a curated record. The transcript is spliced from 3 exons. Lineage: Eukaryota; Metazoa; Arthropoda; Insecta; Diptera; Diopsidae.